Molecule: messenger RNA, 1814 nt
Organism: Durio zibethinus
Lineage: Eukaryota; Viridiplantae; Streptophyta; Magnoliopsida; Malvales; Malvaceae
Product: polygalacturonase QRT3-like
Molecular function (GO): polygalacturonase activity
Source: RefSeq, a predicted model, not a curated record
GAGACUUUUAAAAAGAAACUAAACAGUUCUGGGUGUCAACUGUGUGAUCCAAUAUUGUAAACAUUCCAAAGAUUUUCCUACGAACUCUUAGUUAGCCCCUUCUCUUUCCAUGUUCCUCCUGGUUCUUGAUUUUGUCAUAUUAAGUAUUUCAAGAAACCGUCUCUCUCAAAACGGAGAGAAAUCAGAGAGAAAAGAGAUGAGGAGAACAAUGGCUAGAAAUGCUCUACAACCACUCUCCAUGAUAUUGGGUUUGGCUACUUUGCUCAUAAUUCAUGUUUCUGGUGGUGAUUCAUGUGAGGGUCAGUUUUCUGCUGCUCGUUACCAUGAACAAAUGCGCCAAUUGCAAGCGAUUAAGGCUUCUCUUAUUGGUCGAGAGUCGGUUCCAGGUUCAACAAUCUCCGCCUCUCCAUCCUCUGCUCCGCCACUACAGGGAGCAUCCGGCCUACGCGUAUAUCGUGUAACAAAAUACGGAGCAGAUCCAACAGGGAAAUCAGACAGCACCGAAGAACUAAACAAGGCAAUAGAGGAUGCAUUUCAGGGUCCAAGUGAAGGGUUGUUGAUGGAGGGCAUCUCUAAUCUUGGUGGGCCACAAAUUAAUCUUGAAGGCGGGAAUUACCUGAUCAGUAAGCCACUGAAGUUACCGGCUGCGGGUGCAGGGAAUCUUAUGAUCCUUGGAGGGACAUUGCGAGCCUCAGACAAUUUUCCAGUUGAUGGGUAUCUUAUUGAUUUGUCUGCAUCAUCGGCUAGCGGCCAAGCAGGAAAAAUAGGGAGCUCCUUGAAUUCACAGCUUGCCUCAUCAUCAUCGUCAUCCUAUAACUACGAGUACAUAACGCUCAAAGACCUGAUGUUAGAUUCCAAUUAUAGGGGUGGAGGCAUUUCAGUUGUAAACUCACUGAGGAUUAGCAUUGACAACUGCUACAUUGCCCAUUUCACCACCAACGGAAUUUUAGUCCAAGGUGGGCACGAGACCUAUAUCAGGAAUUCUUUCCUAGGCCAGCAUAUUACCGCUGGUGGUGAUGGAGGCGAAAGGAACUUUAACGGCACCGCCAUUAAUCUAAUGGGCAACGAUAAUGCCGUCACGGAUGUUGUGAUUUUUUCAGCUGCCAUAGGAAUAAUGGCCUCAGGUCAAGCCAACACCUUCUCUGGGGUGCAUUGUUACAACAAGGCAACAGGUUUUGGAGGUACGGGGAUUUACUUGAAGCUGCCUGGUCUGACACAAACCCGGAUAGUAAAUUCUUACAUGGAUUACACUGGCAUUGUGGCUGAAGACCCGGUUCAGCUUCAUAUCUCUAGCAGCUUUUUCCUUGGUGAUGCAUUCGUUCUCUUGAAAUCAAUAAAUGGGAUAGCAAAUGGAAUCAAUAUAGUGGAUAACAUGUUCAGUGGAUCCAAUAAGGGGGUUGAAAUUGUGCAGUUAGACCAAUCGAAUGGGGCUUUCAAAGAAAUUGAUCAGGUCGUAGUUGAUAGGAAUAAUGUCAAGGGGAUGAAAAUUAAAGCAACGGUUGCAAGAGGGGCCGUUCAAGGGAAUGGGAGCUCGUGGACAGUUGAUUUUAAUCCUGUUCUUUUAUUUCCCAACCUGAUUAAGCAUGUGCAAUAUUCACUAAGCACAAGUAGUGGGAGCUCAUUUCCUAGCCAUGCCCUGCGUAAUGUGUCUGAUAACCGUGUUGUGAUCGAGUCAGAUAUGGCUGUACCUGCAAACGUCUUCGUCACGGUGGAUCAAGCUUAAGCAGCUGACGUUAUUAAUUGUUUUCUCAUGGACUUGAGAAUUCUGAAAGCUAAUUAAUUACUACGUAUAUUUCAAGUCAAUUCAUACAUAU